Molecule: messenger RNA, 2278 nt
Organism: Triplophysa rosa
Lineage: Eukaryota; Metazoa; Chordata; Actinopteri; Cypriniformes; Nemacheilidae
Product: properdin-like
Exons: 11
Coding region: 138-1451 (437 amino acids)
Source: RefSeq, a predicted model, not a curated record
AUUUUUCUCUGUUUUUCUGAAAGUCACUGUGAGGGGAGGGCGUAGCAGACCACUCAUUAUAAAGUGUCUUCUUCAAACUGCUACAAGAAGGGGAAGACAACAGUCAUAUCCAGAGUUUCCAUCUGAUUGAUUUAGCCAUGAAUCUCGUUUGUUGGGUGAUGAUGGUCCUGGGGAUUUAUGUCCAGCAAUCAGUUUCAGAGAUGGCACAGUGUUUCACUGAAUUUUCCCUAUCCACUGGGACUUGUGGUGAUCUUUUGGGUGAGAUUGAAAAAAAAGACUGUUGUAUGAACCCUAACUAUGGCUACGUAGAAGCAGAUGGGGUUUGUAAUUCCUGUGGCCGGGCUGCAUGGUCUGAGUGGGCUCCCUGGAGCAAGUGUACAGUGAGUUGUAAAGAGGGAGUUAGGCAAAGGCGAAGAAUGUGUUAUGGAAUUGGGUCUUGCUUAGACCCUGCGGAACUGGGAAUGAUUCAAACCGAACCUUGUAUGGAACAGGACUGCUGCCCAGUGGAAGGUGGUUGGUCACAGUGGGGGAACUGGCAGCCAUGUUCAGUCACAUGUGAAAUUGGAAUUAAAAAAAGGCAAAGAACCUGCUCCAACCCACUUCCGCAAUGUGGGGCCUCCUGUGAAGGUCAAGCAGAAGAAACUGCAGACUGUAAUACUGAGGUUGUCUGUCCAACUCAUGGCGGUUGGUCCAGUUGGGGAAAUUGGGGUCCCUGUCAAGGAACUUGUGUUAAUGAAGGGCGUGAGCCGCCAAUGGAAUUUCGUAAAAGGACGUGCACUGACCCCGCUCCGUCUUCAAUUCCACGUGGACGAGACUGUGAGGGCUCUGACACGGAAAGUCGAUUUUGCACUGGAUUACCUUUCUGCCCAAUUAAUGGAAACUGGGGUCCUUGGUCAGAGUCCACACCCUGCACUGUAACAUGUGGUGUGGGCCGAGAGUCACAAAGACGGACCUGCGAUUCCCCUGAACCCAAACAUGGUGGCAAAUAUUGCGAUGGUGAUGCUAUAAAAACUGGUUCCUGUACUGUUCCCAUUAACUGUCCUAUUAACGGAGAAUGGACCGAAUGGAGUCCGUGGGGUUCAUGUAAACCACCUUCCAAAAGAACAAUCACUUGCAGGACCAGAGAGGGAACCCGAACUAGACAGAGGGAGUGUUUUGGCAGAGAAUUUGAAGGAAAUGUCUGUGAUGGAGAGAUUGUGGAUCAUGGCAACUGCUAUGAUAUUAAUGGCUGUGAAAUGAAAGCUGUGUUGUCAGAGUGGAGUCACUGGAGUUAUUGCAAACCAGACUGUGGGUCAAAAUCUAACCGAAUAAGAGAAAGAGUGUGUACUGCUAACAUCUCUGCAUACAGGGUCCAAGACAUCAACGUUUUCUCAGGGGAUCCGCAUAUUAUUUGUAAGGAUCUGAAAAAAGAAACAGAGACAAGCGAAUGUAAAAAUGUACCUGAGUGCUAGGAUAAGAGCUGAAACCUCAUCAACUUGAAAGGACAUCAACAGCUUGCUAUUGUUAUAUGAAUAGAGAGAUAAUACAUUUUAUUACUCGUUGUUGUAUGAUAUGUGAUUACUAUGCCAUUGCUGAUUACACUUUUGUAAAUAAUUUUUUAAACUCUGCUAUGAAUAAAUCAUCUAAUCUAAAUCUUAAUCUAACUGUAUAUGUAAUAAACAAAUCCUACUUUUAGCUAGUUGUUUUGGAGAAAAUAGAAUGAAAAGACUCGAGCCAGCCAGGAGUCGAACCUGGAAUCUUCUGAUCCGUAGUCAGACGCGUUAUCCAUUGCGCCACUGGCCCGACGGGUUAACGUCGAAACCAUGUAACACUAUAUUAUAAUCAAGUCUAGAUGUGUAUGGAAACUCGCGAUAACGGAUUUAUUACUUUUAGGACAAUACGUCCAGACAAUGUUACCACGUUAUUCCUUCAGACGUAUGGUUACUAUUUGUAAAACACCACAUAAUUGUAGAGGGUGCUCAGUGCAGAGCCAAAAGAAAAAACUUCGAACAGUCAACGUUUAUAGGUAACACCCAUAGAUAUACGGGUAACACUGACCAGAGCCCUUGAAAACAGAGUUGCGACACUUGCUUAGACGUCCGUUGGAAGAAUGGAAUGCGGAAGUAACUUGUGUCAUGGAGGGCUCUAUAGUUCCAAACAUUGCAUUGAAGCCCAUUAAUUUCACUGUUUCCCAAACAGCUAAGUUGGUCAAAUACAUCUCUGUAAAACUGGUGUUUUGUUAUAAGGAUGUUUUUGAAACAAAUUUUGUUUUCCUAAAUAAAAAUGUUUUUUUUCUGUG